Entrophospora candida is the source of this 184-nucleotide messenger RNA. The record is from the annotation of a GenBank genome assembly. Lineage: Eukaryota; Fungi; Glomeromycota; Glomeromycetes; Entrophosporales; Entrophosporaceae.
AUGACAACAAAUGAUAAACAAGUUGAAUCAACUCAAAAAAAAACAAAUGGUAAAAGAAAAUUCGUUGAAUGGAGUGAAGAAGAUGAUUUGAAGUUGACUGGAUGCUUUGAAAAAUAUGGCAGUGACUGGAGAAAGAUAAAAGAUGAGCUUGGUUGUAAUAGAAGCCUUGAACAAAUUAGAAAAC